Messenger RNA from Thamnophis sirtalis, 2973 nucleotides. The record is from RefSeq and is a predicted model, not a curated record. Lineage: Eukaryota; Metazoa; Chordata; Lepidosauria; Squamata; Natricidae.
AUGGUACCCUAUAAGUUUCCAAAGAAAAUGAUCGGCUUCCCGGAUACUGUACUCCAAAGAGGUUUGAACAACAGAUACUGUGUUGUACAUGUUCAGGAUGACGAAGAACGUGAGAAACGUCUGACAAUUGUUUCUUCAAUGCUUGACGAUUCAGAGAGAGAGUUGUGCAUCCUUCAGGAUGACUGGAUUUCUGUUCCAGUCCAGCCUGGAGAUAUAAUUCACUUAGAAGGAGAGUGCAAUUCUGGUAUCUGGAUAAUAAAUGCCAAUUCAGGAUACUUAAUUCUGUAUCCAGAUGUGCUACUUUCUGGUACAACUGUAUCAAAUAGCAUUCAGUGCAUGAGAAGAGCUGUACUGAGUGAAAAGUUCCGGGAGGUGAUGGACCCUGAUUCUUUUAUAAUGCAGUAUCAGUUAAAUCUAGAGCAAAAGGAUAUAAUUCAUGAGAUUGAAGAAUACUUACCAUCUUUUAUUAAAUGGGCAGAAGUCUAUACAUACAAACACAGCCAAAAUAAUGUGCAGUUAAAACUGUAAACAAAUAAUAGCCUAAGUUCUAAGUCCUGUUAUAAUGUCAAGGUUACAGAAAUCCUGGAUGUUGAGGAGAAUAUCUGGUGCCCCAGGUUUGGCUUAAAGGGCAAGAUUGAUGUUACAGCUGAAGUAACCAUUCAUGAAAGAUCUAAAACUCAGACCAGAAUAAUGCCACUGGAGCUUAAAAGUGGAAAAGAAUCUAACUCUGUAGAGCAUAGAAGUCAGGUAAUUUUGUACUCCUUACUGUGUCAAGAAAGGCGAGUUGAUCCUGAAGGUGGAUUUCUCUUAUAUCUGAAAACAGGCAAUAUGAUUCCUGUAGUAGGAAGUCGUAUGGAUAGGAGAGCAAAAUGUUUUUCUCUGGAGAUGUUUGAAUGUCACGACAAGGUGUGUUUCUGGAAUUUAUCUCAUCUCCCUGGGGAUACUGUGUAUAGAUUAGAUCAUGAGGAAGGAGCACUUGGCAUAGAAGCUCCUUUAGCAAAUCUUUCUAAAUUAAUGGAAAAUUCUCCUGCCAGUGAAAAGCUUCGUAGCUUAAUAGUAGACUUCUACAAGCCACAAUUUGUUCAAUACUUGAGUUCUGUUCUUCCUCCAGAGGCAAAGGGCACGGUGGCAAACAUUCUGAAAGGAUUGAAUAAACCCCAGAAACAAGCAAUGAAACAAGUUCUCCUUUCAAAGGAUUACACCCUUAUUGUUGGCAUGCCUGGAACGGGAAAGACUACGACGAUUUGUGCUUUGGUUCGGAUUCUUUAUGCUUGUGGCUUCAGCGUUCUCUUAACUAGUUUUACCCAUUCAGCAGUUGACAAUAUCCUACUUAAGUUAGUCAAGUUCAAAGUGGGAUUUUUGAGGCUAGGAAGAGCUCAGAAGGUUCAUCCAGACAUAAAGAGGUUUACAGAAGAAGAGAUCUGCAAAUCAAAGUGUAUUAAAACUGUGGCUCAGUUGGAGGAAUUAUACCAAAGUCAGCCAGUCAUUGCAACAACAUGCAUGGGAAUAAACCAUCCAAUCUUCACUCGUAAACGUUUUGACUUCUGCAUAGUGGACGAGGCUUCUCAGAUUAGCCAGCCCAUCUGCCUUGGCCCUCUUUUCUAUUCACUUCGAUUUGUGCUGGUGGGAGACCAUCAGCAGUUGCCUCCACUUGUGCAAAACCCAGAAGCAAGAGAACUUGGCAUGAGUGAAAGUUUAUUCAAAAGGCUGGAACAAAAUAAGAAUGCUGUUGUGCAUCUAACUGUCCAGUACCGAAUGAACAGUAAAAUUAUGUCAUUGAGCAACAAGCUGGUAUAUGAUGGUAAACUGGAAUGUGGCUCUGAAAAGGUGUCCAGAGCUGUCAUUGACUUGCCUAACUUAAAAAAACUAAAACUGGAAGAGUCUUCUUAUUCAGAAACGUGGCUAAAAGAAACACUUGAUCCAAAUAAUCCCGUUUGUUUUCUUAACACUGAGAAGGUUGAAGCCCUAGAACAGACAGAAAAAGGCUGUAUAAGUAACAUGACUGAAGCCAGACUGGUGUUCUUCCUCACAUCCAUAUUUUUAAAGGCUGGUUGUAAACCUUCAGAUAUUGGAGUCAUAUCUCCAUAUAGACAUCAAUUGAAGAUCAUUACAGAUUUGAUGGCAGGCUCAUACCUCGCUGAUGUAGAAGUAAAUACUGUGGACAGAUACCAGGGGAGAGACAAGAGUGUAAUUAUAGUAUCCUUUGUAAGAAACAAUGUGGAUGGAAAUGUUGGAGAACUUCUGAAGGAUUGGAGACGUCUUAAUGUUGCCAUUACAAGAGCCAAACAUAAGUUAGUUAUGCUGGGCUGUGUACCAUCCCUUUGUCUCUAUCCUCCUCUAAAGAAAUUACUUCAUCAUCUGAAGAAUGAAGCUAUGAUUUUCAAUAUUCCUUUAGGAGCAUAUGAACAUGUUUUACAUUGUAAACUCUUAUGAUAAACAAACACUGAGGAGAAUCUUCACUAAUAUGAAGCAGAUAUACUGAAUUCUGCCAGAAGGUGCUAAACUGGAUUGUUCCAGCUUGUUGUUUUACAUACUAAUAAUGCCUUAAAUAACUAUUUGGACAUUUUAAAAAUAGAGCUUAAAAGUAUUAUCUUGGUAUAUCUAUUUGUAUUUUUCCCAUUUUGAGAAAUAGUAUCUAUCUAAUUGAGUAUUUUGAAUUCUUUUGAUCAAUAUUUUGUCCUUACAAGUGAGUAGCUUUAGCUGUCUAUACAAAAAUCUUGAAAGUAUACAAAUUCUACAUCUUACUUUAGUUAAGCAUGACCCAAAAGCUCUACUGUUAAAAUUGGUUUGAUUGUGGUAUGUCUUCUUCUAUGCCAGAACUAUUCAAGAAACCUAGAUAUUGUUGUUUGAAAGCCUGAUCACCACUUAACUAUGAUUCCCUCCCCCUCCUAUUUAUUUGGCACUGCAAUGAUGCAAUUUUAGUAAGGAUGUUUGAAAUGCUAUUUUCUAAUGCUAACAUAAUUUUUGGGGGAA